AUGUCUGUUAGCUUAGAGUCUCUUCUGCACCAACCCGUGUGCUGCCACUUGGCACACGGUGAGGAAUACCGCGGCCAACUCGAGGCGCUAGACGGCAGCUUCGAUGUCGUCCUGUCGCGGUGCACGCGGAGCCGCGCCUCGCCAAGGCAGCCGGCCGAGCCCCUUGUCUUUGUGCGCGGCGAGAACAUCAUCUACAUCGGCUUCGACGAGUCAUUCGGGGGCGAAGGCGGGGCCACGUCGUGA
Leishmania braziliensis MHOM/BR/75/M2904 is the source of this 243-nucleotide messenger RNA. RefSeq lists its product as hypothetical. The coding region runs from base 1 to 243 and encodes 80 amino acids. The record is from RefSeq and is a predicted model, not a curated record. NCBI's taxonomy places the organism in Eukaryota, Euglenozoa, Kinetoplastea, Trypanosomatida, Trypanosomatidae. The transcript has a single exon. Gene Ontology annotation, molecular function: RNA binding.